AUAAAAGCUGCUAGCAAGUCAUCCAUCCUCGGGUCUUCUUCUUCAUUACUUCUAAACCAUGGCGCCUCACCAUGAUCAUACAAAAUUCUGUGAUCGUUUUUUCAUGCUUAAGCCAGAAGAAGCUAGCUUAUGUGAGCUUGUUCGCUUUAUGCUUUUCUCUGAAUCAGAAACAAAAAGAUUCAUCGAAUGCACUGAAGAGCACAAGCGAGAUUUUUGGCGCCGAUGGUACAUCUUCAACUCCCUGCUUUUGCAGAAACUCUUAUCCUGGGGAAAAGUACCCAUGGUUCAGAUCGGAAAUAUGAUGGAGCUGUGGCUGAAUCUUCUUUCAGGAAACGGGGGAUUUCUCAUGCUAUUUUCUAAUUUUAUAGAAGGAGAGGUGGUGUGGCCGGAACGGUCAUCGGCGACGUUCACAUCUAUGUUGGGAAACAUUGAUGGAAGAGUGGAGUUAGACAAAAGCAUUAGACAUGACAGCAGAAAAUACAAAACAUCGCUUGCUAUGAUGGCUUCCAAAUUGUCGUAUGAAAAUGAAGCAUUUGUUCAAACCAUAGUCAGAGAUCAAUGGAACAUGGAAAACUUGGGGUUCUACAACUUCUGGAAUGAUUUCUUAGGGCAAGCUUCAACACAAGCAAUCAUGUUGCAAGACACGAGUUCUAAGCCUCCCUUGAUUGUGGUGGCAUUUAGGGGAACUUGCCCGUUCGAUCCAGUUGCAUGGGGAACAGAUGUCGAUUUGUCCUGGUUUGAGAUUCCAAACGUGGGCAAGGUCCACAGUGGCUUUAUGAAAGCUCUUGGCCUGCAGAAAGACAAAGGUUGGCCUAAGGAAAUAAACCAAUUAGGAAGUCAUGACCAAAGACAGUUUGCUUAUUAUGCAAUAAGACAAAGGCUGAGAGAAAUAUUGCAGAAGAAUGAGGGAGCUAAGUUUAUAUUAACAGGACACAGCUUGGGUGGGGCAUUGGCCAUUCUGUUUGUGACUGUGCUAGCAAUGCAUGAGGAGGCAUGGCUGUUGGAGAAGUUGGAAGGGGUUUACACAUUUGGGCAGCCAAGGGUUGGGAGCAAACAGUUUGGGGAUUAUAUGAAGGAGAAGUUGAAAAAGUAUGAUGUGAGCUAUUUUAGAUUUGUUUACUGCAAUGACUUGGUUCCCAGGGUCCCUUAUGAUGAUGAAUUUAUGUUUUUUGAGCACUGUGCGCCAUGCAUCUACUUCAACAGCUUCUAUGAAUCAAAGGUUUUAUUGGAGGAGCCGAAUAAGAACUACUUCGGAUUGUUCUGGGAGAUACCGAAGUACGUAAAUGCAGUUUUUGAGCUAAUACGUGGUUUCAUAAUCCCGUAUAUAAAGGGUGAAGAAUACAAAGAAAGUCUGCUAAUGAAAAUGUGUAGGGUGAUGGGAUUGAUCAUUCCGGGAUUAUCAGCACAUCUUCCUCCAGAUUAUGUUAAUGCCACCAGAUUGGGAUCCUUACCUACAGAACUCCAAAACCCAAAGGGAGAAAUUGAGAUUAAGAGCUUGUAA
This is a messenger RNA of Juglans microcarpa x Juglans regia, 1501 nucleotides long. Its product is annotated as triacylglycerol lipase OBL1-like. The transcript is spliced from 5 exons. Gene Ontology annotation, biological process: lipid metabolic process. Bases 59 to 1501 code for a protein of 480 amino acids. The record is from RefSeq and is a predicted model, not a curated record. Lineage: Eukaryota; Viridiplantae; Streptophyta; Magnoliopsida; Fagales; Juglandaceae. Gene Ontology annotation, molecular function: triacylglycerol lipase activity.